Molecule: messenger RNA, 1585 nt
Organism: Musa acuminata AAA Group (dessert banana)
Lineage: Eukaryota; Viridiplantae; Streptophyta; Magnoliopsida; Zingiberales; Musaceae
Exons: 4
Coding region: 714-1196 (160 amino acids)
Source: RefSeq, a predicted model, not a curated record
AUCUGCACAAGGUACUAAGGCAACAGGUGCGGCAUCAGAGCGAAGCAGCAGCCACAAGCUAGUCUCCUCUCAUCCCAACCAACAUCAAAGGGAGCAGAGAACAGAGAUCAUGCCCUCCAAUCUCUCUCCAUCCAUCUCCUCCCAGAUGGCCCAGCUUGUCAUAAAAUUUAUACGAUGAAAACAAGAAGCGGAGGUGUGGAGAGAGAGAAACAGGGAAGGAUGAGGAUGGAAGGAAAGAGGAAAAGAGAAAGAAAGAAGGAUAGGUGCCUUCAGAGGAGGGUGUCUGCCCCCCCCCCCCCCCACCCCCCCCUCCUCCCUCUCUAGACACAGAACAUGCCACAAAUGCCCCUCUGCAACCCCAAAAAAAAUCUCCGACUCCAUCAAAGAAAAACAACUCCUGACCUCCUCUUCAGUUCUCAAAAUUUCUCAAAUGAUUUGGGGCUCUUUGGGUUUUGUCCUGGUCAAGACACGCAAGGAGAGAGAGAGAGAGAGAGAGAGAAAGAGGAAACAAGGGGAGGAGGCUCCCGCCCCGCCCCCCCACCCCCUUCUCUCUCUCUCUCCACCAGCUUUAUUUCUCCAUUGCCUCCUUUCUCUCUCGGUCUGUCCAUCUGUUAUGUCCAUGACCUCCUCUUUUUGAAUAUAUUUGUUUCGCAUCUGGGCUCUGCCUUCUCUCCCCCUUGUAUUCCUCUUUUCCCUCGGAGGUGGAGAUCUGGAUGGCGAAGAAGGUGAGGAAGGUUCCCAUGCAGCCUUCCCCAUCCAAUGCUUAUCACCAGGUUCGGGAAGAUGCCAGGGCAAGGUUGAGAUAUCAGUACUUGCUGCAAGAUUAUGAUGAUCUGCUGAAGGAAACUGAAGAAAAGAAGAAGAAUCUACAAAAGGCAAAACAAAAGAAGCUGAGACUCUUGGCUGAAGUCAAAUUCCUGCUAGGAAGAUACCAGUCCUUGUUGGAAAAUCCAUCUCAGACCACCUUUCAUAGACUCAAGAAGCAGCUUCAUAAAACUUCAUCGCCUAUCGCUGGCAUUGUUAAACCAGCAAGGCUGCAUGUUCCAAACGAAGUUUCCUUCAAGGGGAAGAAUCACAGUGCAGUCGAAGCUGCAAAACCUAGCACUUCUACAAUGCUAGAUCUGAAUCAAAUUUCUUUGCCGUAUGCUUGUAGAGUGGCGAAGAUGUGGAGUUUCAGUCACAUAUGGAGCCCCUGAAACCUGAGAUGUUGGAGAGGCACUCAAUGGAUGGAGGGCCAAACAAUCGAAAGUUUGCAGUCUGUAGAGAUGAAGGGAGCAGCUCAAACAGGGCAAGUAAAAGGAAAAUAACAUGGCAGGACCAAGUAGCUCUGAAGGUUUAGAAUUCGACUCUUUUGUGCCAGUGGUGAGAAACAAUGUUCAUCCUUUUAACCUCAUUAACUCACUCUUUCUUUUUUUAACUGCAUUUGAUCUCUACAGAAACAGUUCAAAUGUUAGAUGUUAAAAUCCAUGUUAUAUGUGACGCAUGAUGUAGUUAAUGGGAGGAAGUGAAACCUUUUACUCCAGAAAUAUGCUGUAUGAUUUGAUUUAUUUAAUGUUCAUAAUGGGUUUUGCCAAACUUAAGUGAA